This is a messenger RNA of Protopolystoma xenopodis, 237 nucleotides long. The record is from the annotation of a GenBank genome assembly. NCBI's taxonomy places the organism in Eukaryota, Metazoa, Platyhelminthes, Monogenea, Polystomatidea, Polystomatidae.
AUGGAGGCUGGGACAGGCCCACACUUGCCUGCGGGAUCAUGGCCAGAGUCCUGUCUGGCGUGUUGGCCUGUUGUCAGCUUCUGCACUUUUUUAAUUGUCUUCUCAGACGCACCAAUAAAUCUCUCCGCUGCAACUACGACACCUUUCGUCUAUCAAACUGGUCUUCACGCCUCUGGCCCCUGGCUGCCCCACAGCCUAGCCCGUACACACCUGGAUCCCGGCGAAGGCCCCUCGUGA